ACGGUAGUGUGUUUAAAGCAAUACACAAAGAAUCUGGACAAGUUGUAGCAAUUAAACAGGUGCCUGUGGAGUCAGAUCUUCAAGAAAUAAUUAAAGAAAUCUCUAUAAUGCAACAAUGUGACAGUCCUUAUGUUGUCAAGUACUAUGGCAGCUACUUCAAGAACACAGAUCUAUGGAUUGUUAUGGAAUAUUGUGGAGCUGGCUCUGUUUCAGACAUAAUUAGACUGCGUAAUAAAACGCUAACUGAAGAUGAAAUUGCAACUAUUUUGAAAUCCACUCUUAAAGGACUUGAAUACUUGCACUUUAUGAGAAAAAUACAUAGAGAUAUAAAAGCUGGAAACAUCCUUCUUAACACCGAGGGACAUGCAAAAUUAGCUGAUUUUGGUGUGGCUGGCCAGUUAACAGAUACAAUGGCAAAACGUAAUACCGUUAUAGGAACUCCCUUUUGGAUGGCUCCUGAAGUCAUACAAGAGAUUGGCUACAACUGUGUGGCAGACAUCUGGUCCCUUGGUAUAACAUCAAUAGAAAUGGCUGAAGGAAAGCCUCCAUAUGCUGAUAUUCACCCAAUGAGGGCUAUUUUUAUGAUUCCUACAAAUCCCCCUCCAACCUUCCGGAAGCCAGAGCUCUGGUCGGAUGAAUUCACAGAUUUUGUGAAGAAAUGCUUAGUGAAAAAUCCUGAACAAAGAGCUACAGCAACCCAGCUGCUACAGCAUACAUUUAUUAAGAAUGCUAAGCCAGUUUCAAUUUUAAGGGACCUGAUCACCGAAGCUAUGGAGAUAAAAGCAAAGCGACAUGAAGAACAGCAGAGAGAACUAGAAGAGGAGGAAGAAAAUUCGGAUGAAGAUGAGCUGGACUCUCACACCAUGGUGAAGACCAAUUCAGAGAGUGCUGGUACUAUGAGAGCCACCAGUACGAUGAGUGAAGGCGCUCAGACAAUGAUUGAACACAACAGCACCAUGUUAGAAUCAGACUUGGGGACCAUGGUAAUAAACAGUGAUGACGAUGAAGAGGAAGAUGGGACCAUGAAACGCAAUGCUACUUCACCACAAGUUCAAAGACCUUCCUUCAUGGACUACUUUGAUAAACAAGAUUCCAAGAAUAAAAGCCCUGAAAACUGUAAUCAGAACAUGCAUGAACCUUACCACAUAUCCAAAAAUGUUUUCCCUGAUAACUGGAAAGUCCCUCAAGAUGGAGACUUUGAUUUCUUAAAGAAUCUGAGUUUAGAAGAAUUACAGAUGAGGUUAAAGGCUUUGGACCCUAUGAUGGAACGAGAAAUUGAGGAGCUUCGUCAGAGGUACACUGCAAAGAGGCAACCUAUCCUAGAUGCGAUGGAUGCAAAGAAACGGAGGCAGCAAAAUUUCUGAGUUUGUUUUACUUUCAAACAUAAUACUAGGAGUCAGUGUGGACACUGGUAACUUCAAGUCAGAAGGAAUUUGAUUAUGAGAGUUUUUAAAAAUCCAAUCUGUUAAAUUUUCCUCCACAAGCAGUGACAAUUGCAGCAGUCAAGAACAUUCAUGUGGUGUUCUGCAAAGGCAGUAAAACACUUUACCACUUGUUUGCAUUUUCAAAUGUUUAAUGCAAUAGAAAUUUAAUCUGUUACUUCCCAAUCUUUUUCAGGUCUGUAGUGGUAACUUGGUGUUGUACAUUGGGAAUUGUGUUUUGGAGGACCUGGAAUGAUUUCUUGAUUGUGCAACAUUACCGGGCCUUAUAUUGCAAUGUAUUUUUCUCCCACUGAGUAGCAUAUUUAUUAAGUAAUCUUUGGUUAUCCUAUUUAUUUUAUGCCUGUUUUCUGUUGGGAAGUAUUAGGAUAAUAUUGUGGAGAGCAGAGUCAAAUUAGAUGAAAUUGCUAUGGUAGUAUAAUGAAAAGCUGCUCACCACUGUGUUAUCUUUUAAAACUCCAACUUCAACAAGUAUCCCGAUUCAGGACAGCACUUGAACAUAUAUCCAGCCUGUUCAUAGCAGUAAAAUUUAGGACUAAAGUAAGUAAUAGGCACGUGUUUUUCUGCUCUCCUGAAUCAGGGACUGUUGCAGUUGAGUAGUACAGUUGUUACACUACAGAGCAUUCUUUGAGAGAGUAUUUCUGUCAUUUGUACGCACACUGAGUCAGCUGUCAUUAAAUAAGAAUACAAGUGCCUAAUCAGUUUUAAUUUUUGUUAUUCAGGAGAAGCAAUACUUACAGUCACUCCUUAAGUGUAAACUUCCAAUUGCUAUUGCAAUUCUGACCAGUAUAAACCUCUAUUUUGCACCGUAGUUUUAUAAUGAAAUAACAGCUACACUUUCUGGAUAUGUUUUUUGUUUCAUUUGGGAUUUUUUAAUCACUGUUUUGAGGGGAGAGGGGAAUUAUUAGUGCUUUGAGGUUUGUUUGUUUUCACAUUAUAGAUACAAAGGGAUAGUAAUUUAAAAACCAAAGAAAAUAAAUUGAAUACUUAUAUUUAAUAAGUAUAGAAAAGAAGCAACAUUUAGUAGUGUUCUGAGGGGUUUGUCCUGCAAUUGCUAAAUAUUCAAAAUUCCUAUAGUCUUCUGUUGGUAGAUUUUGGGGACUCAGAAAUGCAGGACCAAGCUCUUAAUAGUUUUUUUCAAGUUCUUGUCUGGUUUAUGUUGUGGAAUAUCUAUUGAUAGAAUUUACAACAUUGUGAGAAAUAUUUCAGACUUAGCAGAAAAUGUGAUCCACUCUCCAAACAAUCUGCUGUGUUCUCUCUUGAAAUCUUUACUUUUGUUGCCUUGUAUGUACAUAACUUCACUGUGAUAGUCAUACUUUAAAAAAUACAGCUGAAAAGAUCUUUACACUCAGCCUUCAGCUGUUUAAUGGUGACUACUGUAUGGGCAUCUUCUAUUAAACAUUUUCUGGAAGUUAGUGAUCAUCUCAUACCUCUUAACAUAAAUUGUCAACAUAUGUGGACCAUUUAGAUAGAACAGUGCUGAUUUUGGAAAUAAUGCAUUAUGUCACAAAGCUUAUGCCAAUGGAAACGAAAGGUUCUUACAGGAUCAGCAUUCUACAGCCAUGCUGGUACCAGUACUUGGGUUUGAGCUGUAUACAGCCAUUGCUGUCCUUGUCAUUCUCUUUGUGUUUGCAUGCACACCACGCUCUGACAUGUAAACCCUAGAGUCAAAUAAAUCUUAAUUGUGAUUCUUAGAA
This is a messenger RNA of Cyanistes caeruleus (blue tit), 3136 nucleotides long. The record is from RefSeq and is a predicted model, not a curated record. Lineage: Eukaryota; Metazoa; Chordata; Aves; Passeriformes; Paridae.